AGCUGUUCAUUUGUCGGAAUUGUCGAUAUCGGACCACUAUAUCAUAUGGUUGCCAUUGAAACUGAACGAUCAAAAUCAAGUUCUUGUAUGGAAAACUUUUUUAUUUGACAAGAUAUUAUCACGAAAAUUAGCAUGGAUAAUUACCCAGGACAAUGGAAGAAACUCUAAACAAACUUUUCCGAUCGGACUACUAUAGCUUAAAGCUGACAUACACACUGACCGAUCAAAAUCAAGGUAAAGAUCUUUCUUGAUUACCCUUUAUACGAUAAGAAAUGGACCUGUGAAGAGUAUUAUAGCUUCGUUGCAGCCAAGUUAACUUUUUUCUUAUUUUAAUAUUAUUUAUACAUUGAAAUUUUUGAAUUUUGUCAUACAUAAACCCUGCAACUGACAUUUAUGUACAUCUAUAUUGUUUGUUUAAACAUUUCAUAUAGUAAAUCAAUCAAAACACCGAAAAAAAGAUUGAGACAAAAUUAUUUUGUAAAAAAAAAACAUUUUGGAUUAUCAAAGAAAUUUAUAAUACAAAUUUUAGUUUAUAUAGAAAUAAUCCGCGAUGAGUGAAGAUGUGCCAGACACUGAAAUAAUACAGGCAGCAAACGUUGGGCCUAAACAACCUACAACAGUAAUUGAUCCGCAACAAAUUCAAGAGCUCAAAGAUAUAGCGAAUCGUUUGCGUUUACAUGCAAUUAGGUCUACACAAGCAUCCAAAUCAGGCCAUCCCACAUCCUGCUCAUCAAUUGCCGAUAUACUUGCCGUAUUGUUUUUUAAUGUAAUGCGUUUAGACAUUAAAGAACCACGCAAUCCGGCUAGUGAUCGACUGGUGCUAUCGAAAGGGCAUGCUGCACCCAUACUCUAUGCAGCAUGGGCGGAAGCUGGACUAUUUCCUACCGAUGAACUUCUAAAUUUACGUAAAAUUGAUUCGGAUCUUGAAGGGCAUCCCACACCUCGUUUAAAUUUUAUUGAUGUUGGCACCGGUUCUUUGGGUCAAGGUGUAGCAGUAGCGUCUGGUAUGGCAUAUAUUGGAAAGAAUAUUGAUAAAAGCGAUUAUAGGACCUACUGUAUCGUUGGUGAUGGUGAAUCGGCAGAGGGUUCAAUAUGGGAAUCUUUAAAUUUUGCCAGUUUUUACAAUUUAGAUAAUCUUUGUGUAAUAUUUGACGUGAAUCGCUUGGGACAAUCUGAUCCGACACAGCUGCAGCAUAAUAUGGAUGUGUAUGAAAAACGUUUGGAUGCAUUCGGUUUCAAUGCAAUUGUUGUGGAUGGUCACAAUAUUGAAGAACUGAUGAAUGCCUUUGACAAGGCAGCCAGUACGAAGGGCAAACCGACGGCCGUCAUUGCGAAAACAUUUAAAGGUAAAGGAUUUCCCGGAAUUGAGAAUGAAGAAAAUUGGCAUGGUAAACCUUUAGGUGAUAAGGCAUGCGAAGUUAUAAGAAGAUUAGAAUAUGCGAUUGUUAAUCGCUCACCAUGCCCAGUGGCGUUAACACCAAAAUCGAAUGAUGGAAUGACUGUGCCUGAGGUCAAUAUAGAUAACGUUAAACUAUCCACCCCACCAUCAUACAAAUUGGGGGAACAGGUGGCAACACGUGUCGCUUAUGGCAAAGCGCUGGCCAAAAUGGCGGAAGGAUGUGAUCGUGUUAUAGCUCUUGAUGGCGAUACAAAGAACUCCACCUAUUCUGAGAAACUGAAGCAACAAUUUCCUGAACGUUUCAUCGAAUGUUACAUUGCCGAGCAAAAUUUGGUUGGAGUAGCCAUUGGUGCCAUGUGCCGUAAUCGCACAAUCGCUUUUGCCUCGACCUUUGCCGCUUUCCUAACACGUGCUUUCGAUCAAGUUCGCAUGGGUGCUAUCUCUCAGACUAACGCCAAUUUUUGUGGUUCACAUUGUGGCAUAAGUAUCGGUGAGGAUGGUCCCUCACAAAUGGCUCUUGAGGAUAUUGCCAUGUUUCGCGCAAUACCAGGCAGCACCGUCUUCUAUCCAUCGGAUGCAGUUAGCUGUGAACGCGCCGUGGAAUUGGCAGCAAAUACGUCAGGUAUAUGCUUCAUACGCACCUCUAGACCGAGUACAGCCGUUAUUUACAAAAACGAGGAGGUAUUCCAAGUGGGCAUUGGUAAAGUGAUAAAACAAUCGCGCAAGGAUAAAGUGCUUUUGGUAGGCGCGGGUAUAACGUUAUAUGAAUGCCUGUCGGCUGCCGCAGAUCUGGAGAAAAUUGGCAUAAAAGUCCGUGUUGUUGAUCCUUUCACUAUAAAACCGUUGGAUGCCGGACUGAUAAUGGCAAACGCCCGUGCAUGUGGUGGACGCAUCAUUGUCGUUGAGGAUCAUUACCAAGAAGGCGGUUUAGGGGAAGCUGUACUAAGUGCGCUGGCUAUGGAACGCAAUGUGGAGGUGAAACAUUUACAUGUACCACAUGUACCACGGUCUGGACCGCCAACUGUGCUAAUAGAUAAAUUUGGCAUAUCAGCACGUCAUAUUAUAGAGGCUGUGUCCAAUUAUAUGGAAUGCAGGUGUACAUCCAAUCUCGAGGAUUAGAAAAAAAAAUUUAAAAAAGUUCGAUUACCGAUAUUUUGUUUAGGUAAUAUGGUAUAUAGGUCGAAAAAUUUCCAAAAUGUAAUUUGAUUGAAAGAAUGUAUAUAUCUAAGUUUUCAGCUUUGAAUUUAUAGAAUACACAAAUAUAAAUUUAUAAUUUAAAGCAUUAAAGAAAAAAGUUCACAAUUUUAAUAUUGGCAAC
Messenger RNA from Bactrocera oleae (olive fruit fly), 2717 nucleotides. Its product is annotated as transketolase. Gene Ontology annotation, molecular function: transketolase activity; thiamine pyrophosphate binding. The record is from RefSeq and is a predicted model, not a curated record. Lineage: Eukaryota; Metazoa; Arthropoda; Insecta; Diptera; Tephritidae.